Hylaeus volcanicus is the source of this 1779-nucleotide messenger RNA. RefSeq names its product putative fatty acyl-CoA reductase CG5065. Gene Ontology annotation, biological process: long-chain fatty-acyl-CoA metabolic process. Bases 138 to 1691 code for a protein of 517 amino acids. Gene Ontology annotation, cellular component: peroxisome. NCBI's taxonomy places the organism in Eukaryota, Metazoa, Arthropoda, Insecta, Hymenoptera, Colletidae. The record is from RefSeq and is a predicted model, not a curated record. The transcript is spliced from 10 exons. Gene Ontology annotation, molecular function: alcohol-forming very long-chain fatty acyl-CoA reductase (NADP+) activity.
UUUCCGGCGGAUUUCAGUGGUUCGUUCAUUCGCGUUUAGUCGUGGCUAGGGAACAAACGGGCAUCUAAAAGUGAAGAGAACUCAAAGGAAUAUCAUCGAGGAAAGCGAACAGGUUACUGACAUCCACCGUCAGCACGAUGGCUGCAAAUAAAAUCGACAAGAAAGCGAUGGAACGGAACUCGAUAGUCGCGUUCUACGCUGAAAGGAGCAUCUUCAUCACUGGUGGCACUGGCUUCCUGGGCAAGGUGUUGAUCGAAAAGCUUCUGAGAUCCUGCCCGGGUGUUCGAGAGAUAUUCCUGCUGAUACGCCCCAAGAACGGAAUGUCCAUCGACGACAGAUUGAAAAAAAUGCUUGAAUUACCACUGUUCGACAAGCUGCGAGAAGAGCAACCGUCCUCCUUCGAGAAGCUAAUUCCAGUUCAGGGCGACACGGCCGUUGAAGGGUUGGGUCUGGGCACGAUGGAGAGACAAGUUAUCAUCGAUCGAGUUUCGGUGAUCUUCCACGUGGCCGCGAACGUUAGGUUCGACGAGAAUCUGCAAAAGGACAUAUUCUCGAACACCCGCUCAACUAGAGACGUUUGCAUCAUGGCGGGAUCGAUGAAGAAGUUGGUGGCCCUCAUGCACGUUAGCUCCGCAUACGCCCACGCAGACAAGCCUGUCGUGGACGAGAUAGUUUACCCUCCGCUGAUAAACUGGAAGAGCGCCAUAAAGAUGGUCGAAACUCUCGACGAGGAGACGAUACGCACUAUUUCACCCAAGUACUUGGGUUCGAUGCCCAACACCUACACACUGAGCAAACGACUGGCAGAGGAGGUGAUCAACGAUUACUCGAAAGAUCUGCCAACCGUCAUCUUCCGACCAUCGAUAGUGAUAUCGUCGAUCCAGGAACCAGUGGAAGGCUGGAUAGACAAUUUCAAUGGGCCUGUAGGAAUGCUGAUUGGUGGUGGAAAGGGUGUCCUGCGAGUGGCUUGCACGAACCCCGUAUCUGCCUCCGAUUUCCUCCCCGUAGACGUCGCCAUUAAAGCCAUGCUAACCGCCGCGUGGAAACGAGGAAUAGAAACGGUAACCAAGGAUCCUGAAGUCCACGUGUACAACUCGACAUCCUACCAGAUCCGUCGCAUCCUCAACAGGGAGCUGGUCGCGAUGGGCCACAGGAUCAACAGGAAUACGCCACUAGAGGGCAUCAUCUGGUACCCGCGGACCUACAUCACAACCAGCACUUUCAUUCAUUACAUCCUAACGUGGAUCGUUCACCUAAUACCGGCCAUAUUUAUCGACGCACUCCUGAAAUUGAGCGGGCGAAAACCAAUGCUCAUCAGCAUUCAAAGGAAGGUCUACAACACCGUCGUUCAGCUGCGGCACUUCCUGCACAACGAGUGGACCUUCCGCAACCCCAAGAUGCUGCAGAUCCUGACCAAAGACGUUCCUCCAGCGGAGAGACCGAUCUUCGGAUACGACUAUGAGAACUUCGACGUAGAGCGAUACUUCCAGAGCUGUCUAAUCGGGGCGAAAAAGUACCUCCUGCACGAAGACAUGUCGCGAAUGGAUGAUGUCAAGCGGCAUUACAAAAGGAUGGAGUGGCUCGACAGGAUAUACAACGUCGUCAUCAUGGGGGUGCUCGCGUGGAUCCUUGCAAGGGCUGGAUUCUUUGCGCACAUUUAUAGGCAGUUUCAAAUUCUUCGCAGCUACUAAUUGUUCCUGAGGACCUCGAUCUUCGAACAUUUAAAUAAAAUAAGGGUGAACAGUGUCGUUUGUUGAACGAAUAAAACUGAUGAAGAUA